Danio aesculapii is the source of this 3118-nucleotide messenger RNA. RefSeq names its product lamin B receptor (gene lbr). The coding region runs from base 150 to 2009 and encodes 619 amino acids. The record is from RefSeq and is a predicted model, not a curated record. Lineage: Eukaryota; Metazoa; Chordata; Actinopteri; Cypriniformes; Danionidae. Gene Ontology annotation, cellular component: nuclear inner membrane. Gene Ontology annotation, biological process: sterol biosynthetic process. The transcript has 14 exons. Gene Ontology annotation, molecular function: oxidoreductase activity, acting on the CH-CH group of donors, NAD or NADP as acceptor.
CGACGCUGGUAGGUUGAGCAGUCACAGAGGGAGGAACGAGUUCAGAGCGGGGGCCAGCGUUUUUAAAACAAUAUUCUUUAUUUUAGGAACUUCCGCGGAUAAGCUUUAGUGAUUUUUAGGAAAAUAAGGUCGACUGAAGGUAAACGAAGAUGCCGCCUGCAAGGUUUCAGAUUGGAGAUACUGUAAUGGGCCGCUGGCCUGGCAGUAACCUUUAUUAUGAGGUCAAGGUGAUGAGUUUUAAUAACAAGACUCGCCUUUACACCGUCAUCUACAAAGAUGGUACUGAGCUGGAGCUGAAGGAGUCAGACAUCACGAGUCUGGUCAUUUUUCAGACUGCUGGACGGUCAAGGUCCAGAUCUCGUUCACCGGGACGCUCACCAGGACGUUCAUCGGGACGUUCACCGGGACGCCCACGUCGCAGUCGCUCCCGUUCUCCAGCUAGGACGCCGCGCAGAGCUUCAUCUCGCACCACAGAAGUGCGCAAGGAAAAACUUAAAGAAGUGCUGGAGGUCCGACUCACUCCUGUGGCGAUGAAACACGAGAACAACAGCAGCAACAGCAAACCUGAGAAGAAAGAGGAAAAUAAUACAGCUAAAACAGCUCCUGUAGUCACAGAGGAGAAGACAGAGACUGAAUCAGAGAACCAGACAGGUGGACGCUAUAAUCUACGGCGCAGGAAGGACCAGGGUGAUGGCAAGGCUGUAGAGCUGGAGAAGGCGGUAGAGUCUGAGUCGUUAUUGCAAACUAAAGCACCCGCAGCCAUCAAGACACCCGAUCUGGAGUUUGGAGGAAGAGUUGGUGUGUUUUUCCUGAUGUUUCUGCUGCCUGUGGCUGUGUUGGCGUUGCUCAUUCUCUGUGGGCAGAAGGAUGCCAGUCUCCAGAGCUUUCCUCUUGAGCUUCCCGCUCUUCAGUCUGUCUGGGAUUGCCAGGUCUUUGGCAUCGUGCUGCUCUGGCUUCUCUUCCAGGCCGUCCUCUCCUUGCUCCCUGUCGGAAAGCUUGUUGAAGGAAUGCCUCUCAAGAAUGGGAAAACUUUGAAAUACAGGAUUAAUGGUUUUUAUGCGUUACUCCUCACGGCUGUGGCAACAGGUGUGGCUGUGUACCAGGAGGUGGAUCUCAGCUACAUCCAUGCACACUUCCUGCAGUUCUACACCUCUGCCCUGCUCAUCGCAACUCUCCUCAGCGUCUACUUGUUCAUCCGCUCCCGCUGGGCAUCUAAAGAUGAGCUCGCUCCCGGAGGAAACUCUGGCUACAUCAUUUAUGACUUCUUCAUGGGCAGAGAGUUAAAUCCCCGCAUCAAAAGCUUCGAUAUCAAGUUCUUCUGUGAAAUGCGCCCAGGCCUGAUGGGUUGGGUGUUAAUCAAUUUAGCGAUGUUGCUCGCUGAAAUGAAGCAGCAGAAUCUGGAGAAUCCAUCUCCAGCCAUGCUCCUGGUCAACAUCUUCCAGCUCCUGUGGGUCAUUGAUGGCUUGUGGCACGAGGAGAAGCUGCUGACGAUGAUGGACAUAGUGUAUGAUGGCUUCGGAUUUAUGCUGACAUUUGGAGAUUUGGCUUUUGUUCCCUUUACAUUCACUUGUCAAGCAUACUAUCUAGUCAACCAUCCCAAUGAACUCUCAGUGUUCUGGAUCAUUACUCUCAUUGCUAUGAACGGAGUGGGAUACUACAUUUUCAGGAAAGCCAACUCUCAGAAGUUUGCCUUCAGGAAAAACCCUUCUGACCCGGCAUUGUCUCAUCUAAAAACUAUUCCUACUGCAACCGGAAAGAGUCUCAUUGUGUCUGGUCUCUGGGGUUUUGUCCGUCAUCCCAAUUACCUGGGGGACAUCAUCAUGGCUUUGGCCUGGUCUCUACCAUGCGGAUUCAACAAUCUGGUCCCUUAUUUUUACCUGAUCUAUUUGGUCACUCUGCUGGUGCACCGUAACGCACGGGACGAGCGUCAGUGCAGGAAAAAGUACGGCUCUGCAUGGGAAGAGUACUGCAAAGCUGUCCCGUACCGCAUUUUCCCAAGAGUAUACUGAGAACUCACAGACUCAGUCUGUUAUGGACACUCGGGGCCAAAACACCAGGAUGACACCGAACAUCAGACAGGGAAUGAGUCAUUAGCAGCUUAGCCUCCUUUUUAAAGUCUUUUAAAAACAAAAAAAUUGCAAUUGAGCACCCAAAUCAACCCAAUUUUUCGGUCACAAAACGUUUACGGAUUGUGGACACUGCCCCAGUUUGCAGAGUUUGAUCUCUUAGAUGUAUAUUAUUGUACAUAUGUGUUGUUUUUUAAACUUUUACAUUUGUGUUGCAUAAUCCUCAACUUGCCAUCUCAUCUGAUGUACACACAUAUACACAUUUUAAAGUAUUUGCUUGGCUAUUUACCAUUGACUUUUUUUUUUUUUUUAAAUCACACAUUGUGUAAUGCUUUUGUAUAUUGUGUAUGAUGGGACUUUUUUUUUUUUAUAUGUGUAUAGUAAGAAAAGAUGUAAUGUUCGUUCUCAGGACCAGCAAUUUGUGAAAAAAGACACAAAAAACAAACAAAAAAAUAAGCAAAACUAUAUUUUCCUAAUUUCUGUACAUAUUUAAUACUUUUUUUGGUUUGGUUUGCAUUUUGGCAUUGUGCACUAUGUUGAACAUCUUUUAUCCAAAGUUCACACAAUUUGGCUUUGCUACCUCAGUUUUAUUUCUGCAGAAAACCAUGUAUGAAUUAGUCUUUUCUUUUUGAGUUUAGGAAUCUGGUUUUCAGGCACUAUAUGAAGUGUAUCUUUCUCAAUCAUAAUUGUGUGCUGUGAACAAAAACAUUGAACUAUGAACUUCAAACUUGUACAAGGUAGCAUGACUUUUCAUUAGGGGUUUAAUUCAAAAAUGACAAUGCUUAACUGUGAAUGUGUAAUGUAAAGCUUUUCUUAACUUAUUCCAUCAGUCUCUCUAUUUUAAGCAAGUAAUAUCACUUGUGGGCAUAACAGUUGUCCUAAUGAGAGUUGGAAAUAAGUGUUUCUAGCUAAGAUGAGCUGUUACUUUAUAGCAGUGAAAGAAAGCGUUGUACAAUGUUAUUUAUCUGGUGUUCAAUUGUUAUUUGACUAGCAGUUUCUGUGUAAAUGCCAUUUUUAAUAUUCAUUAUUGAUUAAACCACUUUAGACAAACA